This is a messenger RNA of Triticum turgidum subsp. durum (durum wheat), 279 nucleotides long. The record is from the annotation of a GenBank genome assembly. Lineage: Eukaryota; Viridiplantae; Streptophyta; Magnoliopsida; Poales; Poaceae.
AUGGAGUUCGAGAUGGUGAGCCAGCACGGGGCGCUGCUCAAGGUGGGGCUGUUCGUGCUGGUGCAGGCGCUGGUGUACCUCAUCCUCGCCCAGUCCUCCUCCGUCUUCUCCACCACCAAGACCCUCUGCCUCCCCCCGGCGCGCUCCCUCAGCGCCCGCCGCAUGGUCGCGCUGCUCUCUGACCUGCCGCUCGACGGCGAGCCCUCGCCCCGCGUCGGCUUCGUGGAGCCGUCGUCACCCGUGUCCGUGCCCGUGCACGCCCACCAGAAGAAGGAUUAG